Camelina sativa (false flax) is the source of this 367-nucleotide messenger RNA. Lineage: Eukaryota; Viridiplantae; Streptophyta; Magnoliopsida; Brassicales; Brassicaceae. The record is from RefSeq and is a predicted model, not a curated record.
GUACGAAGGCCUGGAUAAAUUCAUAAAACUGAAGCUUCGAUAUGUGCCAAAGUCAACACGUUUUGUAGCUGCCAAAGUUGCAAUGGAUGGUCUUAUCUUUGGGCCUAUAGAUCUACUGGUGUUCUUCACGUACAUGGGAUACGCCACAGGCAAGAACACAGCUGAAGUGAAAGAAGGACUCAAGAGGGAUUUUCUUCCAGCUCUAGCUCUUGAAGGCGGAGCAUGGCCGCUUCUUCAGAUUGCAAACUUCAGAUAUGUUCCCGUGCAAUACCAGUUGCUUUACGUCAAUAUCUUUUGCCUAGUAGACAGUGCUUUCCUCUCAUGGGUCGAGCAACAGAAGGAUGCAGCUUGGAAACAAUGGUUUACU